Molecule: messenger RNA, 2184 nt
Organism: Stegostoma tigrinum
Lineage: Eukaryota; Metazoa; Chordata; Chondrichthyes; Orectolobiformes; Stegostomatidae
Gene: fam241a
Product: family with sequence similarity 241 member A
Exons: 3
Coding region: 172-498 (108 amino acids)
Cellular component (GO): intracellular membrane-bounded organelle
Source: RefSeq, a predicted model, not a curated record
GAGUCGACGUCACUGAGGCCACGCGCCUGUGUGUUCGGAGGGGAUAGACGGACGGACUGGGUGAGAGUGAGAUUGAUACAGUGAGACAAAGGGAUACGCUGAGAGACAUUGAUACAGUGAGACAAACGGAUACAUUUAUACAGUGACUGAGCCGCGCGGAGCCUGGGGGCCAUGGAGCGGCGCUGGCGCCAGGACCAACACCAGGAGACCGCCAGCGGCGAGAACGGCCACACCAGCAGCAUGAAGAACGGCAGGAGCCCGCAGAUUCCAGUGGAUGAGGAAGAAAGUGCUAUUGAUGACUGCAAAAAAAUGGGGACACUCUUUGGGGAAAUCAACAAGUGCCUGCUCAGUAUUGGCUUUUCACGGAUGCAUUUUGGUUCUCGAGUUGUUGAGCCAGUUGUAAUGAUUUUCUUUUGGGUCAUGUUGGGUUUCCUUGGUUUACAAGCUUUAACGUUGGUGGGAGCUCUCUGCCUUGUUAUUAUUUUCAUCCAGGAAUAAAAAGUGUAAAAAAAAAGCUUUUUUUCUACUUUGUAUAUGUUAUGUAAUUAUGUUCAAAAUUUGUAUUAAUAUGUAUAUAUUUAUAAAUAUAUACAAUGUAAAGUGCACAAGAAAAUAUACAAAUUUUAAAGUAUUGCAAUAUGUUAUCUUUUUAAGCUUUUUUAUCUUCUUUGCAAAAAUUGUACUGUAUAUAUGCAAUAUUUACAAGGCUUUGGCUGAAAUAUAGUAUUUUUAAUGAAUAUUUUCAUUGUGGGACACAAUACCACUGUCUCCAAGAAAGUUUGUUCAGAAAAGCUCAGGGCAUGAAGUAUGAGAAAUAUUUGUCGUGGUCUUUGACAGACUUGUUAAUUAUUGUGAAGUUAUUUUUACUCCACGUUUGAAGGAAAAUGUUUGCACACGUAUCAGAUUUACCUUUUCAUUACCAAAAAGAAUGGUGCAGUGAACUAUUGUUUGAAGUGUAAUUUUUCUCAUGCAGGUUUUGAUUUUUAUCAAUACUUCAAAAUCUGCUUUGCCAUACUUGGGUAUUUAAAAUAAAACAUCUGUAAAUUGAAGGUGCAAAUUUAUGUGUUGUACACUCUGGUUUGUUUUCCUUCAAUCUUUCCUCUUUCCAUGAACUUUAUUGCCAGCGUUGAAAGAAACAGAAAUCUGCAUUGCUAGGGGAUCAAGCUUGUAAGGAAACAAUGCUUUAAUAAAUGUAUAAAUGUGUCUGUUUGUUUGAAAACUUGAGGAUUUAGAAUUGAAAAUUUUAACAAAGUAACAGUUUCGGGAAAUUGAAGACCUUUUUACUAAUUAGCACAUCUAUUAUAGAUAACAAGGUGUAGAGCUGGGUGAACACAGCAGGCCAAGCAGCAGCAUAGGAGCAAGAAAGCUAAUGUUUCGGGCCUAGACCCUUUUGAAGAGGAUCUCGACCCAAAACGUCAGCCUUAAUGCUCUUAUGAUGCUGCUUGGCUUGCUGUGUUUAUCCAGCUCUACACCUUGUUAUCUCAGAUUCUCCAGCAUCUGCAGUUCCUACUAUCUCUUAGCUCAUCUAUUGACAGUUUUCAUAGAACAUAGUACAAUAAAGCACAGGAACAGGCCCAUCAACCCACAAUGUUGUGCCAAACAUGAUGCCAAGUUAAACAAAUCCCUUCUGCCUACUCUUGGCCCAUGUCCUUUCAUUUCUUGAAUAUUCAUGUGCUUAUCUAAAAGCCCCUUAAGUGCCCCUAUCCUAACUGCCUGUUCAUACAUUUUUUAAGUCCCGUUGGCUGACCCGAACCCCUCAUAAUUCCUGCUUGAAACUGUUCAGGGUUCUUUAUUCAAUACUCGUGCCAGAAAUCAGUUCAAAAUUUCUGAUGACCUCUCUCACUAUAAAAAUAAACUUCCUCCUACAUUUCCUUUUAUUGGUAUCUGAUUUGAUAAGUAUGACUUAUCGGUGUGUAUUUUGCUUCUAAAAUGUAUGUGUAUAAUUUAUAUUCAAAAAAUCUAAUGUCCCCUUCCAGGAUAGCAUGCCCUUCAGCAUUUUCAAAGUUUUGAAAUCUUUUAUGGUAUAUGUGUAUUUCUGCGAGAUAGAUGAUAAAUUCACAUCUGAAGGGACAUGCUUGGGUUCUGACUUACGGAAAUUCUUUGCUUGGUGUCGAUAUGGCUGUAUCUAAAAUGGCUCAAAACUUGUAUAGCUUAAGAAAAUUAAAUUAUAAUUUGUGCUCUGAA